CCCGCUUCACACAGCAGUACAAGCUGCAGAUGUGGCAGUACAUGAGGGACCUAGAUCAAAUCAAACUCUCGAUCAAUGGCGGAGAAGAAAAAAAAUGUAAAAAGAAGAUGUCCUUGUAUGACAGCCAGGCUCCAGUCUGUCCCAUCUGCCAGGUGCUGCUCCGGCCCGGAGAGCUCCAGGAACACAUGGAGACGGAGAUAGAGAGGCUAGCUGCCGUAUGCUUCAGUAAGAACCAUUCACCCAAGGAAGGAGCAGCCACUCCGGGAACCCCGAAGUCAAUGCUGUUGUCGGUGCACAUCAAGCGUGAGGGAGAGUCUCCAGUGGUCUCGCCCAUGUCCUCUGAAGACGCCCACCACUCCGACAGAUACCAGACGUUUUUACGAGUUCGAGCAAACAGGCAAACAAGAUUGAAUGCACGUAUAGGAAAGAUGAAGAGGAGGAAGCCUGAGGAGGGCGGCCAGGUAUGUCCGCUGUGCAGCGCCCCCUUGGCUGGGAGCGAGGAAGAUAUGAGUAGACAUGUGGAACAAUGCCUGAUCCAGCGUGAGGGUACGCUAGGCGACGAUGACUCUGCAGAUGGAGAAAAUGGGCGGGGCUUUGAGGAGUACGAGUGGGCGGGGCAGAAGAGGAUCAGAGCCACAGCCUUGCUGGAAGGAGGCUUCCGAGGAACUGGUUUCGCCACGUGUAGCGUCAAGGAGAGCGCGGCAGACAGCGACGUAGACUUAGACGUGGACGGAGACGACACCUUGGAGUACGGCAAGGCGCAGUACACCGAGGCCGACAUCAUCCCCUGCUCCGGGGCCGGGGAGGACCAGGGGGAGGCCCGGGAGAGGGAGGCGCUACGGGGGGCCGUGCUCAACGGUGGGAUACCUUCUAACAGAAUAACGCCUGAAUGCUCCAAAUGGGCCAGCGACGAGAUGCCUUCAACAAGCAACGGAGAAAGCAGCAAGACAGACCCCGGCACUCCUUCAUCCUCCUGCUCUUCCUCCUGCGCCCCGCGCACCUGUAAAAACAGCGAGAUCGAAAAGGUAACAGAGGAGGACUCCACGGCUACCACCAUGGAUGCUCUGAAGGCUCGAAUCAGAGAGCUGGAGAGGCAGAUUCUGAGAGGAGACCGAUACAAGUGUCUCAUCUGCAUGGAUUCCUACACCAUGCCGCUCACCUCCAUCCAGUGCUGGCACGUCCACUGUGAAGAAUGCUGGCUCCGGACUCUGGUACGUGUGUGUACACACACACACACACACACACAAACACACACACACACUUGUCCGCACUCAAACAUACUCCUUCUCAUGACAUGCCGAUAUUGCAGCCUCAUUUCAUA
Notothenia coriiceps (black rockcod) is the source of this 1321-nucleotide messenger RNA. It is a transcript of the gene rnf220a, whose product is annotated as ring finger protein 220a. The annotation marks the transcript as partial. Gene Ontology annotation, molecular function: ubiquitin protein ligase activity. NCBI's taxonomy places the organism in Eukaryota, Metazoa, Chordata, Actinopteri, Perciformes, Nototheniidae. The record is from RefSeq and is a predicted model, not a curated record. Gene Ontology annotation, biological process: protein ubiquitination. The transcript is spliced from 12 exons.